This is a messenger RNA of Penicillium verrucosum, 1989 nucleotides long. Its product is annotated as RNA-binding snoRNP assembly protein NAF1. Gene Ontology annotation, molecular function: RNA binding. The transcript is spliced from 2 exons. Gene Ontology annotation, cellular component: sno(s)RNA-containing ribonucleoprotein complex. The record is from RefSeq and is a predicted model, not a curated record. Bases 1 to 1989 code for a protein of 662 amino acids. Gene Ontology annotation, biological process: box H/ACA snoRNP assembly; pseudouridine synthesis; ribosome biogenesis. NCBI's taxonomy places the organism in Eukaryota, Fungi, Ascomycota, Eurotiomycetes, Eurotiales, Aspergillaceae.
AUGGACGGACAUCACAACCCCUCGAAUGGAACAGGUGCCAGUGAAGGCCCUGCCCCGAAAAAGCCCUGUCUUAUUGAGACACCUAUCGCAGGGACCCCAGACAACGGCAGCGGCAGCGAUUUCUACAACACUCCCUUGGCUGUAGGUACACCAGACAUAGGUAUAGCCAGCCUAAAUUCUGGAGACAGUACAGCUGAACCCUCUACUUCCUUGAAGCCAAGCCAUAUGAUCCCCGGAUUGAACCUUAUCCACCACCCCUCCGAACAGGAAACUGGCUUGCCUUCGACCGAAGACACAAUCAAGCAAGAGGAAGAUCAACUAGUGAAUCAACAAGAAGAGGAGACGGAGCCCAAGGAAGAGGAAAUUCAGCACGUCUCCCAACCCGAGUCCACCGACGCAGUCAUGAAGGACGAGACGGAGGCAAACCAAGUAAAAAACGAACCCACUGCUCCCCUCAGUGAAGCUAUGGAUGUUGAGCAAGAUACCCGCCAAGACAAUAUGAUCGAAGCCACUGGUCAGGCUGGCGACUCCAAAGAAAAUGAGCACCCUGAGUGGGAGGUUGAUUCUUCCCCAUACGAGUCAUCUUCAGACAGCUCUGAUUCCUCGGACUCCGAUGAUAGUGACGAUGAAGACUAUCCCAUCCUUAGCGCCGAGGAGCAAGCACAGAUUCUCAUGCGGGCCGAAGGUGGUUCCGAUGACGAGGGAGACGGCAAGGGGAAAACAGGCGGACGACUGCGGACCACCAACGAGAUCGAAUAUGAAGCCUUGCCUAUCCCUGAUGUUACGAUCACCCCCGAGAUGAAGAUUGUGUUCCUCGGAAAAGUUCAUGCCGCUAUCGAUAACAAUGUUCUUAUCGAGGCUAACACCUCUGGAGAAUAUCAGGUACUUGAGUCGGGCUCCUUGCUUUGCUCUGAUGAUCGCCAGGUCAUUGGUGUAGUAGCAGAGACCCUGGGCAGAGUGGAGAAUCCUCUGUAUACAGUCACAUACUCUACAGCUUCCGAAGUUCAGGAAAAGGGCUUAGUGAAGGGCAAGGAUAUCUUCUAUGUCGAGGGACAUUCCACCUUUGUGUUCACCCAGCCGCUCAAGGGCAUGAAGGGAAGUGACGCUUCCAACUUCCAUGACGAGGAAGUUGCUGCUGAAGAGAUGGAAUUCUCCGACGAUGAAGCAGAGGCUGAAUACAAGCGGAAGCUGAAACAGAAGCGACAAGAGCGAAAGGAGGCCAGAGAAGGCCCCAAGGGCAAGAAGCCUGCCCCGGGACCUUCAAAAUUGAACCAGACAGAGCUCAACUAUGACGAUGCUGGAGUUGAAGGCAACGAGCGUGGCGGGUUCCGUGGCGGAAGAGGUCGUGGCCGGGGUGACCGUGGACACGGAGGACGAGGAGGACGAGGCAGAGGUGGACGUGGAGGAAGGGAGUGGGACCAGGAUCGUCGGCCUCAGCAGGCCAGUGGCGCAACCCACGAGUCCCAGCCUCAGCCUCAAGCACAGCCCGCUGCUCCCUACAGCCAGCCGAUGUACCAGCAACCCCAGCAGCCAUUUGGGAUGCCCCAACCCUUCGCUGCGUAUGCGCAAUACGCACAGCAGCAAGCCCAGAACCCGCAACAGGCCCAACAACAACAGCCCCAGUUCGGCCAAGGUGGAGCGCAACCACAGAUGCCUUUCCAGUUCUCUCCAUACCCAGCCUUCCAACAACCGCAACCUAAUAACUUCCAGAGCGUCCAACAGGGUGCUCCCCAAUUCAAUCCUCAAUCCCUGGCUAUGUUGCAACAACAGCAACAAUUCAUGCAGCUUCUGCAACACCAGCAGCAUUACCAACAGUCUCAGCAGAAUUACCAACAACCCCAGCAUCAACAGCCUCAGCCUCAGCAACAGCAACAACAGCACCAGCCUACCCAGGCCCAAAACCCGGCUAUGAACUUUGACCAAGUUAAAGCUCAGCUGGAUCUGCUGCGAAACCUGAGCGGCGGCAACCAGGGCGCUCCCCCUUCCUGA